UGGAAAUUUCACAAAUCCCAUAAGCUAAGAAGCUCAGUGUACGUGGCUGAUGAAACAUUGCAGGUUACAUUCCUCAGUAGUCAUGCAGUAGCGGCUGUAUUGCUUCAUACAAGUCCUUGGCGUGACCUUCUACAUUUGAAGUGGAAAAAACUUACCCAAAGGACGAGGCAGCAGUUAUGCUGCCAAUAUCUACAGACAUCCACAUUGUAAUUAAACCCAGUGGCCUGUUCGACUUUUUUUCUGUCACGAAAUCCAUGUAAGCCGCCUACUCUGGUUUUUAAGAAAGCAAUCCUGCCAUCACAGACUGCUCUAGGUAAAAGAUUUAUGGCAUUUGUAACCUACAUCAAGAACUUCCCAUCAUAAGCUUUGGAGAAAGGGUGAUAUUGAUUCAACAAUAGAAAAUAUUUGCCAUCGAAGUAGCCCCAACCAGGGUUAUGCAAUCUUGAUUUGAUUGUUCUGUUUUCAGGUGAAGUGCACCACUGGAGCUCAGAGUUCUCAUUGUGUUAUGAACACAGCUGAUGCACUUUGUGAUCUCCUACCAGUACCAUUUGCUAUCAAAUUUUUGAAGUAGGAGAGGUAUUGCAUCCCUUUCUCGGGUCUCGGUGAAAUCCGGGAUUCAGAAAUCUGAUCCCUUGCUUCCAGUCCCUCUCCAUCUCGCCUGCCAAAUCCCAGACACUCCUGCAUGGCAUCACCCACAACACCUAUCCAUGUGAGGUCAAGAACAUGCCCUGCAAUAAAUUUAUAUUUAGAUGGUCUGUUCGUCUCUACUAUUAGUACUCAAUGUUGAGUGGCGCACUGUUAUCAUCUUUCAUUUGUAGAAAUUGUGUACUAUUUUCGAGCUAAAAUUAUGUACUCACACAAGCGCGAAGCGUAGCGAGCGGGUCUUUGCUAGUACACUUAUAUUUACACAGAUCGAAGAUGAACAAAUCUCCCACGGAGGAGUUGUUUUGGGACACCGCCGAGAUUCACGAGAUAGAUGGCUUCUGGUACUACGCUGAGCGCAUGAAACCCAUGGCGGCCUUCAGGUCGCAAUUCGAGUGCCGAAACGACGACGUGUUUCUCGCAUCCUUUCCCAAAACGGGCACGACGUGGCUCAAGGCGCUCUGCCACACCAUCCUUCACCGCCACGACCAAGAAGAGGAGGAAGAAGAAGAAGACAUCUUGACGAAGAAGAACCCGCACCAAGUGGUCCCCACUCUGGAGUUUUCUUUCUUGCUCGGCCGCGUCCAGCACCUGCUGCUCAGCCCUCGUCGCCGGUUGAUGCACACUCAUUUGCCCUACAGUUACUUGCCGGAGGAGGUGACGAGGAGCCCGGCAGCGGCGGCGGCGGCGGGAUGCAGUAAGCUGGUGUAUCUGGCUCGGAACCCUAAGGACACCGUGGUCUCCAUGUGGCAUUUCUACAACCAGGUCCAUAAAGGCUCAGCUGGCCCGCUCUCGGUAGAGAGAGCGGUGGAGAGCUUCUGCAGCGGGGUCAUGCCUUGGGGCCCGUUUUACGAACACGUGCUGGGAUACUGGGAAGAAAGCAAGAAGCGGCCCGAUGAGGUGUUGUUUCUCAAGUACGAGGAGCUGUGCAGAGAGCCGAAGGAGCAGGGGAGGAAGUUGGCUUCCUUUCUGGGGAGGUCAUUUCCCUCGACGACGGAUGGAUCAGGUGGUACUGAUGAUGAUGACGAGGUGGAGAAGGUAUUGUGGCGAAGCAGUUUCGGUCGGCUCAAGGAGCUGGAAGUUAACAAGUACGGUGCGGUCGGGGAGCAAGGUCUGCAGCUAUCCCAUACCAUCUACUUUAGGAAGGGAACUGUGGGGGAUUGGAAGAACUACUUGACACUGGACAUGGCUCAGUGUAUCGACCAAGUCACACGAGUCAAGUUGCAAGGGACUGGCCUUUCUCUCGACGAUUUCUGAUUCUCGUUAUAAUUUUAAUGGUUACAUCUUACUUGAGGGGUUCGAAUAUGCUAAUCUCUUAGUUUGGUGUUGCAUGUGUUUUUGUCUUUGUUUAUCCUCAAUUAUUGAAGCUUGGUUGAUAAUUAAGUUGGUUGGACUUGGAUCCAUAAAACUUAAAAAUGGUGUGCUGAUAAGAGGGGAUGGCUGGUUGGAGCAAGAGAAACAGUUUAAUUCAUGAGAGCCAGCCAAUGAGUCACCAAUCACCAGGAGCUUAAGCUUCCAUGGAUAACUGAAUUUGAAGGUUCUGCUGUAUAUAUUUUGGGCCAGUGUGCGCUUCUUGGUUUAGCGUUUACUGCACAGUGGAAAAGCUCUUUUAGUAGGGAUAUAUGUGUUGUUUUACUUAGAAGCGAGUUUGGUUUUGUGAUUGAGAAUAAUAAAUUUCAACUAAAAUAGCAAAAAUCAGUCUGUCUUUAGAAGGUCGGAGUG
Linum tenue is the source of this 2364-nucleotide messenger RNA. The record is from the annotation of a GenBank genome assembly. NCBI's taxonomy places the organism in Eukaryota, Viridiplantae, Streptophyta, Magnoliopsida, Malpighiales, Linaceae.